Molecule: messenger RNA, 1573 nt
Organism: Panicum hallii
Lineage: Eukaryota; Viridiplantae; Streptophyta; Magnoliopsida; Poales; Poaceae
Product: triose phosphate/phosphate translocator, chloroplastic-like
Exons: 12
Coding region: 1-1206 (401 amino acids)
Biological process (GO): transmembrane transport
Cellular component (GO): Golgi apparatus; membrane
Molecular function (GO): antiporter activity
Source: RefSeq, a predicted model, not a curated record
AUGGCGGCGCUCGGAACGCUCCCCGGCGGCGGCGCCGCCGCUUCCGUGCCCCGGAGCCAGCGCCGCCGCGGCGCGCCUUCCCUCGCGGCCGCCUACGUCCCCAAGGGCGUUCGCCUCGUCUGCGGAAGGCAGCUCCGUGCGGCUCCGGUGCUCGCCUCUCCCUCCGCCACCCUCUCCGGUCCAGCGAGGCGGCGGUUCCUCCGCGCGGCGCCGGCCGCAGCCGCCGCAUCGGGUUCCGCUUCCGCCGGAGAAGCAAAGCCCCAGGGAUUUGCAGAGAGAUACCCAACUCUUGUCACAGGUUUCUUCUUCUUCUUGUGGUAUUUCUUGAAUGUAAUAUUUAACAUUCUCAACAAGAAGAUCUUUGAUUACUUCCCCUAUCCAUACUUUGUGUCCGUGAGCCAUCUUUUUGUUGGAGUGCUAUACUGCCUUAUUGGCUGGGGUUUCGGUUUCCCAAAGCGUGCGCCGAUCAACUCAACGCUUCUGAAGCAGCUUAUUCCAGUUGCGGUUUGCCAUGCCAUCGGUCAUGUAACUAGCACUGUGUCUUUUGCUGCUGUAGCUGUAUCAUUUGCCCACACUAUUAAAGCUCUGGAGCCAUUCUUCAGUGCGUCUGCUUCUCAGUUCAUCCUUGGACAACCAGUUCCACUGACACUCUGGCUGUCUCUUGUUCCAGUCGUUGUUGGUGUCUCGAUAGCAUCCCUCACCGAGCUCUCAUUCAAUUGGACUGGCUUCAUUAAUGCCAUGAUCUCAAAUAUUUCUUUCACUUACCGGAGCAUCUACUCUAAGAAGGCUAUGACUGACAUGGAUAGCACAAACUUGUAUGCGUACAUAUCAAUAAUUGCUCUCAUUGUCUGCAUUCCUCCUGCCCUUAUUAUUGAAGGACCUCAAUUAGUGCAGCAUGGAUUUAAAGAUGCAAUUGCGAAAGUUGGAUUAACAAAGUUGAUUUCUAACUUUUUCGUGGUGGGCUUGUUCUAUCACCUUUAUAACCAGGUUGCUACAAACACAUUGGAGCGGGUGGCCCCUCUCUCACACGCCAUUGGCAAUGUGUUGAAACGUGUCUUCGUCAUUGGCUUUUCUAUCAUCGUUUUCGGCAACAAGAUCACCACACAAACUGGAAUUGGCACUUCCAUUGCUAUUGCUGGUGUUGCCCUCUACUCAUUUAUGAAGGCUAAGAUUGAUGAAGAGAAAAGGCAAAUAAAGAGUGCAUAAGGUGUUGGGCCGAUGUGAAUGUGGUCGUACGCUGUUUGAUGGACCUGUAUUCUCUCGGUGAAUGAACGGAACUUGCAAGACAGAUAAGAUCUUGCUAUCGUCCAGCACAUUUGAUUGUUACUUCCAGUUUGGUGUCGAGGUACACGGAGUCUGGUUGUGGUUAGCUUGUUUACUUUGCAAAUUUUAAUAAUGCUCAGACAUGGGAUUUUCAUUUCUGUUUACCAUGCUCUGUUUUCCCCUGUAUCCUUAAUAAUUAGUACAUCCAGUUUUUUUUUCCAAAGGAGAUUUCAGUACUACUGACAGUCAAUUACCAGUGUAAGCAAGAUUCAGUGAGAAUAAUGGUGCCAUUCUUGUUCUGAAUUUCUGA